This is a messenger RNA of Indicator indicator, 3091 nucleotides long. It is a transcript of the gene ESF1, whose product is annotated as ESF1 nucleolar pre-rRNA processing protein homolog. The transcript is spliced from 13 exons. Gene Ontology annotation, cellular component: nucleus. Gene Ontology annotation, molecular function: RNA binding. Gene Ontology annotation, biological process: rRNA processing. The record is from RefSeq and is a predicted model, not a curated record. Lineage: Eukaryota; Metazoa; Chordata; Aves; Piciformes; Indicatoridae. Bases 1 to 2565 code for a protein of 854 amino acids.
AUGUCCAAGUCUUCAGCAGCAUCUCAACACCUCGACAGGAUGUCAUCUCAACAGGAGAUUCUGAGCGACGGGCGGUUUAGCCGCAUUGCUAGGGAUCCCAUGUUUUGGGAGAUGCCCGAGAAAGAACGCAAAGUCAAAAUUGACAAACGAUUCCGAGCUAUGUUUCAUGACAAGAAGUUCAAGAUGAAAUACACAGUGGACAAAAGAGGUCGCCCUGUUAACUAUACUACUACAGAAAACCUCAGGAAAUUCUAUGCCCUGUCAGAAUCUGACUCUGAUCUUUCAGAAUAUGACAGUAAAGAACAUACUGAAAAGAAAAGAAAGAAUAAAAAAGCUAAACCUAAAGGAGAAGCUGAUUCUGCAAAAAUAUGUGCUGAUGGUCUCUCUAAGGAGAAGAGAAAAAUAAAGAAACAAGGGGUGGACCAAACAUGUGAAGUGGUUACAGAAUUAGGUGAUCUUAAAGGACGAAAAAUUAAAUCUCAGUUCAACUUGAAAGAGGACUCUGAGAAAAUUGCAACAGAAAUUGAUGGUUCUCAGAGAAAUAAAGGGGGGUUACACAAGAGGGAAAACAAGGAAGGAGAUGCAUCAGGAGGAAAAUCAAUUUCAAUGCAAAACAAGCAAAAGUCUUCACAAACAAGUGGUAGGAAAUCAGUUAAAGUUCUCAGGAAGGACCGGUUCCUAGGAGGAAGCAUAAACGAAUCAGUAUGCACAGACACAUGUGAUCAAAGUGACAUUAGUAAAAGCCAAUCUGAGGAAGACAUUUCUGCAAGUGAUGCUUCUGAAUAUGCAGAAUCUGAAGAAGAGGAGCCAGAAGACGAUGGGGAAACUGGUGAGGAAGAGGAGUCAGAAGAUGAUGGAGAAACAGACAAAGAAGAAGGUAGUGAUUCAGAAGAUGACGAGGAAAGUGACCAUGAGCUUGAUUUAGCUAGAGGCAUAGGGAACAUUGAAACAAGCUCAGAUGAUGAUGAAGAUUUGAAUGACCUGUUUCCAAAGGAACCAGAGAUAGAGCACUCAUGGCGUGAGCUAGAUAAAGAUGCCCCUCAUGGAGAUGAGGUUACAAGUAGAUUGGCAGUUUGUAAUAUGGAUUGGGAUAGGCUGAAGGCUAAGGAUUUGCUGGCUCUGUUUAGUUCUUUCACACCCAAAGGAGGAACGGUAUUUUCUGUGAAGAUUUAUCCUUCGGAGUUUGGAAAAGAGAGACUGAAAGAAGAAGAACAAAAAGGACCUGUGGAACUAUUUGAUAUUCCCGAGAAUACCACAGAGAAUGACGGGCUUUAUAGGGAAAAACUGCGGGAGUAUCAAUUUAAGCGACUGAAAUACUACUAUGCGGUUGUGGAAUGUGAUUCUCCUGAAACAGCCAAUAAAAUUUAUGAGGAAUGUGAUGGACUGGAAUUUGAAAGUAGCUGUUCUUUUAUUGACCUAAGAUUUAUUCCGGAUAAUGUUACAUUUGAUGAUAAGCCAAAAGACGAAGCGUCAGAAGUGAACAUAGCUGCAUAUAAGCCAAAGUACUUCACAUCUGCUGCUAUGGGAACAUCAAAGGUAGAUAUCACAUGGGAUGAGACAGAUCAUGAACGAGUAACAUCACUUAACAGAACUUUUAACAAAGAGGAACUUCUUGACAUGGAUUUUCAAGCUUAUUUGGCUUCAUCUAGUGAAGAAGAGGAAGAACAGGAGCAAGAUGGCAAUGUAACUCAUAAAAUGGAAGAUGACAAACCCAGGAAAAGCCAAAAAGAUGAUGAAGAACAAAUUGCCAAGUACAGAGAACUUCUGCAAAGUAUCCAAGAAAAAGAAAAAAAACAGGAAGAAAAGGACAUAGGAAUGGAGGUCAAAUGGGUUCCAGGCCUCAAGGAAACUGCUGAAGAAAUGGUUAAAAACAAGUUGGAAGGAAAGGAUAACCUAACUCCAUGGCAAAAGUAUCUAGAGAAGAAGAAGGAAAAAAGAAUGCUUAAGAAAAAGAGAAAGGCUACUGCUGAGAGAGAACAGAGUGAAGAUGAACUUCCAUCUGAUGUCGAUCUCAAUGACCCAUAUUUUGCUGAAGAACUUGAGAAAACAGGUUUAAAGAAAAAGCCAGAUUCAGUUCAAAGUACCUCAGAAGAUGAAGGUGAAGUUGAAAAACAGAAGGCUGAAAUGGCCCUACUUAUGAUGGAUGAUGAGGAUGAUGCAAGAAAACAUUUCAAUUAUAAAAAGAUUGUAGAACAACAGAAUUUGAGCAAGAAGAAAAAGAAACUUCUAAUGAAAAAGAAUGAAUUACUAGAAGAUGAUUUCCAGAUAAAUGUCAGUGAUACAAGAUUCCAAGCCAUGUUCACUUCUCCCCUGUUUAAUUUGGAUCCUUCAGACCCAAAUUUCAAGAAAACAAAAGCAGUAGAAAAGAUCUUGGAAGAAAAAGCUCGACGAAGAGAAGAAAAGGAACAAGAUGUUAAGAAGGCAAGCAAGGAUCAAGAGAACAAGGUGGCAAAGAAAGGAGAGGUUGCCAAGAAGGCCAUAGAUCCUGCUUUAUCAAUGCUAAUAAAAUCUGUCAAAAAUAAAACUGAAGAAUUUCAGGCAAGGAAAAAGCAGAAAUUCAAAUAACUGAACUUUGUUUUUACUCAGACAUUACUCAAUGUCAAUUCUUUCAAUUGGUGACAUUUAUUGAAGUAUUAGAGCUAGCUUUGGUUCCUAUCCAAAAUGAUCCAAAAAAUCUCUUAAUUAUGGUGGUGAGUUUUUGGAGUAGCUGCGGUAAUAAUCACCCAUUUCUUCUGCUACAACAAAUACUGGUUUGUACUAUUAUUGAAAAUCUACACCUUCAAAAUAUGUAAGUAAGGAACUGAUGGUUUUGGGGACAUUCUGUUUUGUAUCAUGCCAUCUCUCAAAGAUUGCACAAGUGCUAAAGAUGGCUACAAAAAGUAGUCAUAAUUAUGGUUGUAUUUAUAAAUAAGAGAAACACUUCUGCAGAGGUUUAUUGCUGGGACUACGAGUGGUUUUAAUGUUUUUAAUUCCACAGAAAAUCAUCUCUGUUAAUAAAGAAGAUAGUAAUACAGCUAAAAAUGGAACAAAGUUUUAGAUACAUGGUUUUGUAUAUUUUUAAAAGAUUGCCUACGUUUCAUAAAUUUCUUCU